This is a messenger RNA of Saccostrea echinata, 507 nucleotides long. RefSeq lists its product as uncharacterized. Bases 1 to 507 code for a protein of 168 amino acids. The record is from RefSeq and is a predicted model, not a curated record. Lineage: Eukaryota; Metazoa; Mollusca; Bivalvia; Ostreida; Ostreidae. The transcript has 5 exons.
AUGCCAAGGCAGUCAAAUAAAGGAACUUCCACAGGACAGACAAAAGAAUCCAAGAGGAAAUUACCUAUUGACCAUACUUUACUAAACAAGGUUCCAGGGCCUAGUCGAGAGAAAAUUUCCAAAAAGUUUAAUGAUCCUGAGUUUGUUCAAAUGGAGGAUGAGUCUUCUGAUGAAUCCAGUUUAGAAAGCGAAGAUUCUGAAGAUAUAGAGUCUUUGAAGGGAGAAAAUGUUUCAAAAGCAAGAAGAAAGCAUACCUGGCUUCCACAAGAGGAUAGAGCAAUAAAAGAUUUUUUCAAAGAGGACAUCAAUGAAUUUUCCAAGUCAGGAAACCAAGGAUCACUGCAUGGAGUGACAAAGAAGAUACACACAUUCAUAUCCAAAAACCCAGAUGUUUUAAAGGAAUAUCCUGAUAAAGUAAAAGUCCACAAGAUUCGUACUAAAGUGAUUAAUCUUAGGCGACAAAGUAGAAAGAAAUACGAAGAAAACAUGGGGACACUAACUCGAUAA